ACGGCUUGUUUCGGCCGGGGUCGCUUCAGUGUGGGACCGAUGGGAAACGGUCGGUCACUAAUGUCUGCAACACCCGGUGUUUGAGUUGUGGGAUGGAGUUUCGUUGACAGACAGUGUCGCUACGUGAAUUUUGUAUUUACUGUGUCUGUGUACUAACGCAGUGAUAUCUAUCGGGAGCACUCGCCCGAGCAACAUGGCAGAUAAUAUUAUCAUCAGGGUACAAUCCCCAGAUGGGAUGAAGAAAAUUCCCUCUACCAAGAGGGAGACCGCUGCUGCUUUUUUAAAGAAGGUAGCCAAAGAGUUCGGGUUCAAUUCCAAUGGGUUUUCUGUUUACCUGAACCGCAACAAGACCGGAGAGAUCCUUUCCCAGAACAAAACAAUGAGCCUGCUUAAGAUCAAGCAUGGCGACAUGCUGUAUCUGUUCCCUUCAGGAUCUCCUUCCACCUCUGGGGAGGUGAUGGACACGGCCACCCCGCACUCAUCUUCAUCACUACCAUCCAUCUCAUCUUCUUCAUCUUCUUCUUCUUCUUCUUCAUCCUCUAUGAUCCCUCGGUCCCACUCAGCACCCCAGGUCCAGGAGGAUGAGAUUGAUCAGUAUCUGGCCAAGCAAGACGGCAAAAUCUACAGGAACAAAGACCCACAGCUAUGUCGCCAUAGUGCCCUUGGAAAAUGUGUGCACUGUGUACCAUUAGAGCCUUUUGACGAAGACUACCUGAAUCACCUCGACCCACCAGUGAAGCACAUGUCAUUCCACGCAUACAUUCGCAAGCUGACUGGUGGAGCUGAUAAAGGGAAGUUUGCAGCUUUGGAGAACAUCAGCUGUAAGAUCAAGUCGGGCUGCGAGGGCCACCCUCCCUGGCCGGAGGGCAUCUGCACCAAGUGUCAGCCCAGUGCCAUCACACUCAACAGACAGAAAUACAGACAUGUGGACAAUAUUAUGUUUGAGAACCACACGAUUGCUGACCGUUUCCUGGACUUCUGGAGGAAGACGGGCAGUCAGAGGAUGGGGUACUUGUACGGCAGGUACACUGAGCACAAAGACAUCCCUCUGGGCAUCAGAGCUGAGGUGGCUGCCAUCUACGAGCCGCCGCAGAAUGCCACUCAGAACAGCCUUGAACUGGUGGAUGAUCCUAAAGCUGCAGCUGUGGAUGAAAUCGCUGCUAAACUAGGCCUCUGCAAGGUGGGCUGGAUCUUCACCGACCUGCUCUCUGAAGACACGAGGAUAGGCACUGUCCGCUACACGAGAAACGGGGACUCUUACUUCCUGAGCGCAGAGGAGUGCAUCACAGCUGGAUACUUCCAGAAUCUUCAUUCAAACCCGUGCAGACUUUCUCGAGACGGCCAUUUUGGCUCAAAAUUUGUGACUGUGGUGGCAACAGGUGGUCCAGAUAACCAGGUGCACUUUGAAGGAUAUCAGGUGUCCAAUCAGUGCAUGGCUUUGGUGAGAGACGAGUGCUUACUGCCCAGUAAAGAUGCUCCUGAGCUCGGCUUCGCUAAAGAGUCCAGCCCUGAGCAGUACGUACCAGACGUCUUCUUCAAGGACAAAGACAAAUUUGGAAACGAUGUCACAUUUCUCGCCCGGCCUCUCCCUGUGGAGUACCUCAUCAUAGAUAUAACUACCACUUUUCCAAAGGACCCCCAGUACACCUUCUGCUCCACACAACGCUUCCCUAUUGAGAACCGUGAUAUCCUUGGAGAGAUACAAAAUUUCCACAGUUUAGCGACAUACCUGUCCCAGUGCACCUCCACGGCAUUCCUGGACAUCGUGUCGGACUUCCAUCUGCUUCUCUUCCUCGUUACCAAUGACGUCAUGCCUCUGAGUGACAGCAUUGGACUGCUACUAGAUGCAGUGAGGACUUCUAAUGAGGACCUGGCACAAACCUGGAAGAAGUCGGAGCAGUGGGCCACCAUUGAGCAGCUGUGCAGUACAGUUGGCGGGCAGCCCUCCAGCUCUCUGGGUUACGGGGCCAUGGGCGGCCCCUCAGCGCCAGCCUCCUCCUCAGCCAUGUGGUCCUGCCUCCACUGCACCUUCAUGAACCAGCCCGGCACAGAGCACUGUGAAAUGUGCAGCCUGCCCCGCAGUUAAAAACCCCCCAUCCUGCCCUCCUCCACCCUGCCUCCACGCCCCGCCCAGCCCUCCUCUUAACUCGCCAAUGACAUCACUGCACCAGGACCAGCUGCGAGAUUUGGAUUUGUUUGUUUUCUUUCGCCUCACUUUGAAGCCUUUCCAACUCACAGGCUGCUGUGACGACUCGUUUACAUCGAAUUCAAAGAGUCACUAAAAUAAAACCAGACUGUUUUUUUGUUUUGUAUCCCUCCUCACAGCGGCUCUCGUGAGCGGCGAGGCUCGUUAAGGUAAAGCACUUUUGGCUGAGGCCCCUUUUCCCUCCACCCACCUGAAUAAUCACCCCUCCUCAAAUAAAUCCUGCUGUGACUCAGGACGACAGCAAAGACUUGAGUGUUUGGAUGUUCUCUCACAUCAGUGCCCCUCUCACUCUCACAACGUCUUCUGGAAAAUCUUGCUGUGUAUAAAUACAUUUGAGGAAUGAUACUGUUAUUUAAUUAAGCUUCUUCUUUUGUUUUUUAUCUGAUUGUAGCGAUACCUUAAAAAAGUUUUGAAUCUCCAGCAUGGAUUCAACUCAGUCAGGUGUUUCUAGGUCUCUUUGACAAGUCCCUUCAAGUACAAUCAUCUGUCAAAGCUCAGACCAGGAAACUCUUAAGAGCUCCAGAGUGAUUUCACUUAAGUAGAGAGUUUAUAUUUUCAGUAUGAAAUUACUUUAAAAGAAGUCCCAGAUCUGAAACAAAAAGCUCUUGGCCCUUUACACACCCUCCACUGAUUGCAGAAGUAACGUUUCUUAAGUGAAGUCCCAUCAACUUAAAGUGGUUCCUACAGAUUUUCACUGGUUUGUUGGAGUUGUAGCUUUUGGAUUUGGCGGCUUGAACUCGAGCAGGCAUAAUAUGUAGCUUAUUUAUCAGCUGUAUGUUCUGUUUCUGAUAAAAUGGCCCAGGACACCAUC
Messenger RNA from Acanthopagrus latus (yellowfin seabream), 3017 nucleotides. RefSeq names its product NPL4 homolog, ubiquitin recognition factor (gene nploc4). The coding region runs from base 194 to 2086 and encodes 630 amino acids. Gene Ontology annotation, cellular component: nucleus. Gene Ontology annotation, biological process: ubiquitin-dependent protein catabolic process. Gene Ontology annotation, molecular function: ubiquitin binding; ubiquitin protein ligase binding. The transcript has 17 exons. The record is from RefSeq and is a predicted model, not a curated record. Lineage: Eukaryota; Metazoa; Chordata; Actinopteri; Spariformes; Sparidae.